Molecule: messenger RNA, 2421 nt
Organism: Fusarium redolens
Lineage: Eukaryota; Fungi; Ascomycota; Sordariomycetes; Hypocreales; Nectriaceae
Exons: 3
Coding region: 1-2421 (806 amino acids)
Source: RefSeq, a predicted model, not a curated record
AUGCGACUAACCCGAGCCCGCUCCCGGCUUAACAAUGCUCCUCCUCUGAUGGCGAGCCUUGAAUCUGAUAGAGAUUGCCGAAGACGUACACUCACUGCAGACCCUGAGUUCUUGCCAUUCAACGAUGUUGUUCAGAGGCUUGGUGGCACUGCUAAUAUGGCUAACAUGGAAAGGAGAAGGAUCAAGCUCAAACUCCGUCACGAUGCAGCCGCUUCGGCUGCUGGUCCUUCAAGCCAGGGUCAGCCCUCAGGCUCGAACCCAGGAGCAGCACCGUCGAGUUCAUCUACCUCUGCUGCGCCUCCUGCAGCUGGACUGGCCAGCCUCACCCCGUCCCCGAGCCCAAGCCAAACCUCAAGUUCUAGUUCAAGCUCAGAACGAUCAUCUCCGUCCUCCCCCUCCCCCUCGUCAUCUGUAGCGGGUGGCCCUUCUAGUCAGGACCAGCCUCUCAGCGCAAGCUCCAGCUCCAGCUCGGGGCUUUCAUCUCCGCCAUCUUCAUCUCCUUCGCCCCCUAUAGCCAGCCCUUCUGAUCAGGAUCAACACCCCGGCUCAAGCUCGAGUUCAGGGCUCUCAUCACCAUCUUCAUCCUCUCACUCACCUUCACCUCCACCAUCGCCAGCAGCUGGUCCUUCUGACCAGAACCAGCCGUCAAGCCCAAGCUCAAGUUCAGCGCUUUCACCCACGUCAUCUAUUGAGCUUUCACCACCCUACCCUAUCAGUCCAGAUCGGAACCGGGACUCAGCCCCUAGUCCAGAAUCACCAUCUUUUUCAUCUUCUUCUUCACCGUCAACGGUAGCUCAAGCGCCUGGGUCCCCAAUACCUUCAGCAGCUGGACCAUCCAAUCCCAUUCCAUCCUCGAGUCCUGGCUCAGGCUCAAAUUCAGAUUCAGGAUUCUCUUCGCCGAAUUCGCCUACCCGAACUUAUCCGCCUCCAAACCGCCCAAGUCCCGAUACGAUAAAGAUAGACGUACUUAUCGCUACGGGUCAGGAACAGCCGAGUAGCGAAGAGUAUGAAAGUGAUGGCGACGGCUGUUCUGGUGAUGCCCCAGGUGAUGGAUCUGGGGAUGAGUCAAAUGGGAACGGAGGAGGUAGCAGUGGUUAUGACCCCUCAAGCGAGGAAACCUCUGAUAACACGGAAUUUACUGGUUCUGAAAGUUCAUCAGAUUCGGAGAGUGACGAUGAGAACGAUGAUGCGUCAGGAGGGCCAUGCUCUGGGCCAUCUGGCUCUUUUGGCCCCUCUGAUCCACUUGGUUCCUCGGGUGUUCUGAUUGCUGCUGGUUCUUCUUGCGACCAAGAGUAUCUAAGCGAAUAUGAGGCCGACGAUGAGCACAAUUUAGGGCAAGCCGCCCCCCGAGCUGCGCCUCUCAACAUUCCGGCCGCUGACGGUUCCACCAUUGCACGCGAUGAUACAGGCCCGUGGGCAAUGGUGAGUAACCUGUUGGGGACCAGGAACCGUUCUACAUGCGUCCCUGGAUUCUCCUCGCCCAGGCUCGAUGGCCGACCUAGACGACCAAGGCGUCCUGCAGAUAUAAGGGUUCCGUUCCUCGACACUAGCGGAUAUGAUGCUCAAAACAGUCAUGGGGAGGACGGCAACCCAGACACUGCUCAGUUUAUAGGACCACUCGACACCUCAUUCCCAGCCUCUGUUCAGUCUAUCGGAUGUCUGGACACUCCCGCCGCCUGCUCAGGAGGUGUCAUGGGGAAGCGCAAGCGAUCUUGUGACGACGACGAGGAUGCUUCGGCAGUAGGAACAAAAGGGGGACGCUCUUUGUCACCGUGCAUAAUUAUUGAAACUUCGACAACCACAAUCAUGACCACACACUCUUCCGUUGUAGAAACUCAGGCCUCCGAGCCUCAGCAACCUGUGGCCUUGACCUCUGGUGCCACUGUUUCCGACGAUCCUAGUCCUGUGAGCAACGAGCCAGCCGCAUUCGCGAAGAUGGCCACUCCUCUGGAUGGCCCAUCCUCAGGUGAAAUCAGCCCGCUGGCCUUGCCAUCAUUCGAUCCUGAAAUCCCAGAUAUGCACGGCUCCGGACUGAGGGCUCGUCGCCAUUAUGACUGGUACGAGCAGUUUCAUUCUGUAGGACAUGAGUGCUACGAGGUUCAUCCUUGUUAUCACAACCCAGGGAGAGGGUGCCACCAGUGUCAUAGCGAAUGGCAAAAGGAUUGGGCUCGGUUCUUCAAGGCUGAGGAUCUUCUGCAAGAAGCAGCUGCAGACCCUGAGAGAUAUCUGAGAGAGACGGGACUGGAUAUGCGCCAGGACUUUAUGGGAGCCUUGUUGCAGGGCGCAACUUGGGAGGUGCUGGCACCUCAUCUUCAGCCUCCCGCUGGCGGGAAGGUUCGAAUUCACCCUGCACGACUUGCUAAGCACAGGCUGGCCCUUGCUCAGGCGGCAGUGCAGGAACUUUGGGAAGAAUUGGUAUAG